This is a messenger RNA of Polypterus senegalus (gray bichir), 2447 nucleotides long. RefSeq names its product ATPase family AAA domain containing 3 (gene atad3). NCBI's taxonomy places the organism in Eukaryota, Metazoa, Chordata, Cladistia, Polypteriformes, Polypteridae. The record is from RefSeq and is a predicted model, not a curated record. Gene Ontology annotation, biological process: mitochondrion organization. The coding region runs from base 54 to 1817 and encodes 587 amino acids. Gene Ontology annotation, molecular function: ATP binding; zinc ion binding; ATP hydrolysis activity. The transcript has 16 exons. Gene Ontology annotation, cellular component: mitochondrion.
AUUUUGGCCCACGUGUGUCUCCUUGAAUAGUCCGGCAGCCGAAAAGCCGCAGCAUGUCGUGGUUGUUCGGCAUCAAUAAGGGCCAGCCUGCACCUCCAGCAGACGUACCUCCAUUUGUACCACCGCCGGCAGGAUCUGGGGGUGGCGGAGAGGAUAAACCCAAGGAUAAAUGGAGCAAUUUCGAUCCAACGGGAUUAGAGCGGGCAGCCAAAGCGGCUCGGGAGCUCGACCAGUCCCGUCAUGCCAAAGAGGCACUGAACUUGGCACACAUGCAGGAAACAACCCUGCAGAUGGAGCAGCAGAGCAAGAUCAAGGAAUAUGAUGCUGCUCUUGAACAGAUGAAAAUAGAACAGAUUCGAACCCAGGCUGAAGAACGCAGGAAGACGCUAGGAGAGGAGACCAAGCAGCAUCAGGCGAGGGCACAAUAUCAAGACAAACUGGCAAGGCAACGAUAUGAAGAACAGUUAAGACAACAGCAACUGCUUAAUGAGGAAAAUCUAAGGAAGCAGGAGGAAUCUGUCCAGAAGCAGGAGGCAAUGCGGAAAGCCACAAUUGAACAUGAGAUGGAACUGAGACACAAAAAUGAGAUGUUGAGGAUUGAAGCUGAAGCCAGGGCACGAGCCAAAGUAGAGCGUGAGAAUGCAGAUAUAAUCCGGGAGCAAAUUCGUCUGAAGGCUGCUGAGCACAGGCAGACCGUGCUGGAGUCAAUACAGACAGCUGGAACGGUGUUUGGAGAGGGAUUUAGAGCCUUCAUUUCUGACUGGGAUAAGGUCACAGCCACGGUUGCUGGCCUAACUUUGUUAGCAGUGGGUAUUUACUCUGCAAAAAAUGCUACAGCUGUUUUGGGACGAUACAUUGAAGCUCGUUUGGGAAAACCAUCAUUAGUGCGAGAAACCUCUAGGAUUACAGCCACAGAGGCAGUCCAACACCCUAUUAAGGUGGGAAAAAGGAUCCUAAGUAAAGCACAGGAUGCAUUGGAAGGUGUUGUCCUCAAUCCCAAACUGGAGGAGAGGGUGCGAGAUAUUGCCAUAGCAACAAGGAACACACGACAAAACCGUGGCCUGUACCGGAAUAUCCUUAUGUAUGGCCCUCCAGGUACUGGAAAAACACUUUUUGCAAAGAAACUGGCCAUGCACUCUGGUAUGGACUAUGCCAUAAUGACAGGUGGAGAUGUUGCUCCCAUGGGAAGAGAUGGCGUCACAGCAAUGCACAAAGUAUUUGACUGGGCAAAUACCAGCAAGAGAGGCCUACUUCUGUUUGUGGAUGAAGCAGAUGCUUUUCUUCGCAAGAGAUCAACGGAGAAAAUCAGUGAGGAUCUUCGAGCCACUCUGAAUGCAUUCCUGUACAGAACUGGAGAGCAGAGCAAAAAAUUCAUGCUGGUGCUGGCCAGUAACCAACCAGAACAGUUUGACUGGGCAAUCAAUGACCGGGUUGAUGAGAUUGUGAACUUUGCCCUGCCAGGUCUAGAAGAACGAGAGCGGCUAGUAAGGCUAUAUUUUGACAAAUAUGUCCUGAAGCCUGCAACUGAGGGGAAGCAGAGGCUGAAGGUUGCACAGUUUGACUAUGGUCUGAAAUGCUCAGACCUGGCCAAAGUGACUGAAGGCAUGUCUGGAAGAGAGAUCUCCAAGUUGGGCGUUGCUUGGCAGGCUGCCGCGUAUGCUUCUGAAGAUGGCGUUCUGACUGAAGCCAUGAUUGAUGCCCGUGUGGCUGAUGCUGUGCGGCAGCACCAGCUCAAAAUGCAGUGGCUGAAGAUGGAAAAGGCAGAGAGUGGAAAGUCUGCUAUGAACCCCCUUAUAUUAGAAGGAACCCCUGUCUGAAACUACAAGAAGCGUGCAGCCUGAGCAAGGCAGCAUGUGGUCAUCGGUCCAGUGGGUCCAGUCACCUCAUCUCUGUAAAUCAUGGAUUAUUCUGUCGGUUAAUUAAUGAUUGUCUGGUGGUACAGACUAAGGCUGGGAUGUCUGACCGUAGGUUUAAUAUGCAAGCUCUCUGGGACCCCCAGCAAGGUUAUAUAUGAACUUUGCCAUGCAGAAUUUUAGAAGAGUGGGUGGGUUACAAUGAGAAACUACAGGAAUGUCUUUCCUUUAUGGUCAGGUAAGGGUGCUGAGAAUUUGUUUGUUUUUUAAUCAAGUCAUGAUGAGUUUUUGCAGAAAUCUAAAUUAAAGUGUUACAUAUGGACUUGAGCAGUGCAGUUUUAGGAAAUACCAUGUGAGGGAGAAGCUCAGAGCUAGAGUGACCAUGUAAGGGAGCAUUCCUUUGGUCUGACAUCCUGGACCCAAGGUGUGGGCUGGGGAGCACCUGAAAUGGCAUGACCUUGUACUUAAUCGGGGAAUGAGAGAAAAUGUGUCACUUUUAUUUGUGCUAAUUUGGGACCCGGUGCUUCCUUGUCCAGUCAGAGUGAUAUGGAAUGGCCUUUUACUCUGAAUAAAUGGAGGUGCUUUAUUAUCAAG